AUGAAUAUUAAAGUAUUGGUCCUGACCUUAUUGGUUGUUAUUGUAGCAAGCCAACAGUAUAGUAUUUCUUAAUGUGAUUGUUCUUAAUUGCUAUCAGAAGAUGAUUGCUCAAAAAAUGAUAUUAACAAAUGUUAAUGGGAUAGUACCAAGAAGACAUGUAAAAAUUAGGAUACAACAACUAAUCCAGUUAUAGACUAUGCAAAAUAUUGUGAUAACUUUAAAGAAAUUGAAUGUCCAAAAUAAAAACCAUGCAGCAACUGUGGAUCUUAUUCUGCAUGUGCUUGGGUAGAAGGAUAGUGUACAUUUUUCACUGAUUGCACAGCAUUUAACAAAACAACAGAUUCAGAUUGUUAGGCUAUUAGUAAUAAAUGUAUUACUGAUGGAACUCAUUGUGUUGAAAUUGAUACUUGUGAUAAAUAUAAAAAAUAAUAAUCUUGUGUAAAAAACGUAUUUGGUAGUUUAUGUUAUUGGGAUACAAAAAAUAACAGUUGUGUUGAUGCCGAUACUUGUGAUAAAUUACCAAUCAAAUUUUAAACAGAUAAAGAGUGUAGAGAUCAAAUUUAAAGUUGUACUGCAAAAUCAGGAGGUGGAUGUAUUGAUAGUGGAAAUAAUUGUAGUGAUUAAAAUUUAGAAAUUUAAUGUGUUUGGGAUAAAUCAAUGAAAAUCGAAUGUUAUUGGAAUGGAACAUAAUGUAAAGAUAGAAUAUGUGAUAAUGCACCUAGUACUUUAAAUACUGAUGAUACAUGCAAAUUAUUCAAAACUGAUGGAUCAUGUACAACAAAACUAAAUGGUGGAUGUAUUACUAGAACUACUUGUUCAGCUGCUACAAUAUAAGCUGCAUGUAUUAAAAAUAAUACAAAUGAAGAUUGUUAUUGGAGUGGAACAGCCUGUGUAGAUAAAAUAUGUUCAAAUGCACCUACUACAUUAACAACUAAUUCAGCUUGUGCAGCAUUCUCAAAAGGUUGCAUAACUAAAUAAGGGGGAGGCUGUGUUCAAAAUGGAGAUUGUUCAGCCGCUAAUAUUUCAACUGCAUGUGUUAAAAACAUGAAUAAUUUUGAUUGUAUAUGGGAUUCAACUUGCAAGGAAAAAACAUGUGUAAAUGCUCCAAAAUCUAAUACUACUCAUGAUUAAUGCACUUCUUAUUUAUCAACAUGUACGGUAUAAUCAGGAGGAGGGUGUUAAACGAGAAAGUGUGACAAUGCUCCUACAACAUUGAAUACAAAUGAUGCAUGUGAAACUUAUUUACCUGCUAAUAAAUGCAUUACUAAAAAUGGAGGUGGAUGCACAAUUAACACUACUUGUUCACUCAUAUCAAUAGAAGUUGCUUGUAUCAAAAAUUCAUUAGGCUAACCAUGUUUUUGGCAUGCUGCAAGUGGAAGUUGUAAAGACAAAAUUUGUGUUAAUGCUCCAUCUAGUAAUAAUAGUCACGAACUCUGUUAAUAAUUUUUGAAUACUUGUACUGUCAAUUCUACAAAUACAGGAUGUGUAGAAAAAACAUGUGAGAAUUCAUUAACUUUAUCAAUUUGUGAUAAAGAUUUAAACAGCAACAUAUGUAUUUGGAAAGCAAGGUGUUAUAAAAGAUAAUGUGCUAUGGCUUCAAGUUCAAUAGCUUCUCAUUCUGAAUGUUAAACUUAUUAUUCAAGUUGUACGUUAAGCAACACUGGAAAAGGAUGUGUUACAUUACCUAUCAAAUGUGAAGCAAUUACAAUAGAAGCUGCUUGUAAAAUCAAAGCUAAUAAAUAAUCCUGUGGUUGGACAGGAUCUUAAUGUAUUGAUAAAGCUUGCAAUACUGCUCCAAAAACCAUUCAAACAACUUUAGACUGUCAAACUUACUUAUCGUCUUGUGUGGCUAAUAAUCCAAUUACAGUAAAUGGAACCUCAACAAUUCAAGGAUGUUAAGAUUUACCUAAAACUUGUGAUGCUAGAAAAUCAUCUGAAAAUUGUAAUAUCACAAAAACAGCAUUUCCAACUUGUUUUUGGGAUUCUUCAUCUAUCAAAUGUGUUGAAAAAUCUUGCACAACUGCUAAUUUAUCAGGAACACCAGGAGCACUUUCAGCUGGGUAAUUCACUUUUGAUAAUUGUUAAAGCUACUUGAGCACAUGCAUUACUACCAAUGCUCAAGGUACCUGUACUUAAACAUCAUAUCCUUGCAUUUCAAAUAAUACUAAAGAUGGAUGUAUGGUUAAGCCAACAAGUUGUUCAUAGUUAGUUCAAUAAAAUUGUAAAGAUGGAUCUAAAUCUAAUGGUGAUUGUUAUUGGAAUGGAUCUAACUGUGUAGAAAAGACAUGCACAAAUAUAAUAUCAACAACACAUAAUGAUUGCUAUAACAUAUUCAAUCAAUGUACAGUCAAUGAUAAUGGCACGGCAUGUUUAUAGUUAGCCUCUGCUUGCACUUCAUAUAAAAUUUAAGAGAAUUGUAAAAUUACAUCUACAUAAAAAAAUUGUUAUUGGACUGGAACUGUUUGUAGAAAUGCAAUUUGUGAUGACACUCCAGAUUCUGAUCUUUUUGAUUCUGAUGAAGAAUGUCUUAAAUAUCAAACUCAGAAUGGAACUUGUACAAUAAUUGCAAAAGUUGGAGGAUAAGGGUGUGUUCAAAAAUAACCAGUUUGUUCCAAUUAUAAGACUUCUAGUUAAUGUCAUAAGACUUUAUCAAAUGUAAAUGCUUAAGAUGAUUGUAAAUGGAUUAAUGGAAUAUGUUAUUCAUUAUCAACUUUUGCAACUGGAGCUUGUUCAACAUUUAAAGGAACAUAAGAAAUGUGCAAAGCUUAUAGAUAGGGAUGCACAAAUGUAGCUAAUGCCAGUACUUCAACUGCAUGUACAUUAGAUUGUACUUUAAGAAUUGGAAGUGGAUUGACAUUCUAAGAUUGCUAAAAUGUGGAUCCUACAUGUUCGGUUAAAAAGGAUGGUAGUGGUUGUAUUGUAAUUUAAUCUACAUGUACAGGAUAUGGAACAACAGAUAUAAAUUGUUAUAAAUCAGGUGCAACUGGAACCCAAUCGAAUUGUCUGAUGAAUAAAGCCACCCCACCAAGUUGUUAAGCAGUGAGUUCAGCAUCUGAUUGCGCACUUUUAAGCGGAUCAGGACUUGAUCAUGCUAAAUGCUAAGCAUAUAAUAUUGCAUGUACAUCUUUAGGUAAUGGAAGUGGGUGCUAAGAAUUUAAAGCAAUUUGUACUGCUUAUACUGGUAAUACUGAUAAUUGCACAGAUUCAUAAUAAGGUAAAUGUUAUUUGAAUGGGUCUGAUUGUGUUCGUUUUACUAAUUGCUUUUCAAUUACUGGUACAAACCUUACUCAUCAAAUCUGUAAUAGCUACAACACUGAUUGCACUGUAAAUAAAUAAAAAACAGCAUGUUAAGAUAGGAGAGCUACAUGUGAUUUAUACACAUCUCAAGAAUAAUGCACAGUAUCUGCAGCUGACUUAAAAGCAAGUUAAUGUGUUUGGAGUGGUACAGCAUGUCUUGCAGUUACAGUAGUUGCUACUCAUUGUGCUUACAUAACUGGAACUGAUCUGACCAAUUCAUUUUGUGCUUCUUACAAUAAUAAUUGUACUGUAAAUUACGAAAAGACUGCUUGUUAGGAAAAGAAAGCCUAAUGUGGUUUAUAUUCUACCAAAAGUUCAUGUACUCUAUCACAAGCUGCUGAUUCAGCUGGCAAAUGUAUAUGGAAUAACGGAGGUUGUCGUUACAUGACAUCACUUGAUACAAUUGCGGGGGCCAUUGUUGACUAUUAAAUGUCAAGUGCGAGAUGUGCAUAGUUUAAUCCAGUUUUUGCAGCAAUUAAGGAUGGAUCUAAAUGCUUUAUAAAAAAAGGUUAAUGUACUUUAUACACAGAAGAAGAUUAUUGUACAACAUCCUCAGCAUCAGGAGCAGCUGCAAAUUGUAUUUGGGAUGGGUCACAUUGUUAAGCAUUUACAUCUGGUUCUCUGUGCAAAUAUGUUCAAGCGUCUUAUGUAUAGGAGAGUUAUUGCCCUUCAGUUAAUCCAUUGUGUACAACAAAAAUGAUGAGAAAUGGUUGUUAUGGAAAGAAGGCUAAUUGUUCAGAUUAUGAUGUGGAAGAUGAUUGCUAAUAAUCUUUAGCUUCUGGUACAGCAGGAUUUUGUGUAUGGACUGGUUCUAUUUGCACUUAUGUAACAGAUCCUUCAAUUCAUUGUGCUAAGGUUACAACUUAUUUUCUUACUACGGAUGAAUAUUGUGCUAGCUAUCAUGCCUCUUGUAUUCCUACUAUGGAUGGAACCGGAUGUUAAUAAAUUCAAUCUAAUUGUGCUUCAUACACAGAUUCAAAAACUUGUUAUAAAUCUUUAAAUGAUGGUUAUUGUGCUUGGAUAGAUAAAAAAUGCAUAUUUUUAACAAGUCCUGAUCAAUGUGCUUCUGUUUCUGGUAAUUCAUUGACUAGUACUUAUUGCAAUGGAUUACGCAAAGAAUGCUGGGUUACUUCAGGCAAGUAGAGUUGUUAUUAGAUGAAAAGCACUUGCGAAGAAUAUAGCACUAACGAUUCAUCAUAGUGUGUCAGAACUUUAACCAGCGGAAGUGCUGGGCUCUGUGGUUGGAAUAGUAAGGCCUGCUUUUAAGUAAUAACUGCAAGUUAAUGCAAUACCUUAAAUGUUGGUUUUUCAUCAUCUGGAAUAACAGAUGCCUUUUGUGCUACUUACAACGCUGGCUGUAUUGCAGAUGCCAGUAAAAAUGGUUGUUAAGAACUUUUAACAAGUUGUUCAUCAUACACAGAAUUUUAUAAAUGUAGUUAUGCUGGAACUUUAUAAUCUAAAGUUAGAUGUUAUUUCUUAGGUUAAAAAUGCAUCUAAAUAACAGAUCCUGCAUCAUAAUGUUAAAAAAUUCAGGGAACAUUUAGCGAGGCUGGCUGCUCAUCUUAUCAUAGUGGUUGCACAAUUAAAAGAGAUGGGUCUGCCUGUCAAGAAAGAAAAGCAGUUUGCGCGAAUUAUACAACAGAAGAAACUUGCUUUUAUUCAUCUGCUCCAUCUCCUUACAAUAUAUGUAUUUUCAUCAAUAAUAAUUGUGUUGCUGCAAGAGACUUGUUAACUGAUUGUACAGCCAUUACUGCAUCUUCAGGUUUGACUGAUUAAGCUUGUACAGGUUAUAACUCUACCUGCACAACAAAUAAGGCUGGGACUUCUUGCUAAGAUAAAAAAGGUUUAUGUUCGGAAUACCAAAAUUAGGAUUCAUGCACCGUUUCCUCAAGUUCUAAAUGCAUUUGGAGAACUAGUUGUAUUUCUGUUAGUGAUGCAACUACUGAGUGCGUAUAUGUAGUAGGUACAAAUUUAACUCAUAAUAUUUGUGUCUCUUAUAACGAAGGAUGCACAGUAAAUAAAGCAGGAACCUCUUGUUAACAAAUGAAAAACACUUGUGCAGAUUACACAAAAUUUGAGAAUUGUACUAUGUCCUAAGAUUCUGGACCAUAAAGUAAUUGUGUCUGGCAUUCUACAUGCGUAUAUGUCUCCGAUAUUACUACUGAUUGUGCUUAUGUAACUGGUACAAAUUUGACUGACUAUAUAUGUUCAUUUUAUAAUCCUGGUUGCGUUGCUAAUUAUUCAGGAACUGCUUGUUAAGAAAAGAAAUUCAAUUGUUAAGAUUAUACUUUGAAAGAAAAUUGUUCAGCGAAUUGCGUAUGGGAUGACACUUUAAAAUGUAUUUUUAUAUCAGAUCCUUCUGCUUAAUGCAGCUUAGUGAAUGGAAAGACAGGACUCAACCUUGAAAUGUGUUAAUUAUAUAAUAGUGAAUGCAUUAAUCUAAAGGAUGGUACUGGAUGUUAACAUGCUUAGGCAGAUUGUAAGAAUUAUACAACUUAGAAUUAAUGUGUUCCUUUGGCUAAGGGUACUUCUUGUUUAUGGUAUGAUAAUUCUUGCAACGAACUAACAGGUACUACUUGUAGUGCAAUUACUGGAACUGAUCUGAAUCAUGAUAUAUGCUACUCUUAUAACAAAAAUUGCACUUCAUUAAGCGAUGGCACUUCAUGUUAAGAUUAUAAAUCAACUUGUGAAUAGUAUUCAGGAACAACUGAAUCUUGUACUUAAUCUUAUAAUGCAAAAUGUUACCUUUAUAAUUCAAAUACUUGUAUUACUAUUUUAAAUGUAUCUACAGAUUGUGCUAAAAUAACUGGAGUAUCAUUAACUUAUGAAAUUUGUUAAUCAUAUAAUUUGGGUUGUAGUGUAAAUAGAGCCAAGACUGCUUGUGUUUAAAAAGCAGCAUAAUGCUCAGGAUAUUCAACUGCAAUGAGUAGUUGUUAUCAAGCAGCAGAAGGAUUCUGUAUUGCAUCUACUAGUAGUGAUUCAGCAUGUGUACCUGCCUCAAGUGCAUCUAAUUGUGAAACAGUAUUUUUAGGAACAGGCAAUUAUAGUCAUAAUAAUUGUAGUACAAUCAAAGCGGGAUGCACAGUUAAUGGAAGUACAGCAUGUAUGGCUAGAACUUGUGCAAAUGCUACAGGAUUUGCAUUUAAUCAUGAUAAUUGUUUUGCUUGGUUGAAAACUUGUACAGUAAAUUAGGCUAAUAAUGGUUGCACUAUCAUGGCUGCAAAAUGUUCAGAUUAAUAAUCAACUUCAUGUUUAAAUGCUAUAGAGGGAGUGUGCCUAGUGUUUAAUUCAAUUUGUAUUAGAAAAGGAUGUGAUACAGCUCCAUCAGAUGCUUCACAUGAUGAUGAUACAGAAUGCUCAAAUUAUUCAUAGGUUUGUACAGUUGCAAGAGCAGGGGGAUGUCAAGUAAGAACUGCUUGUUCAUUAUAUAAAUCGUCAUUAUAAUGUAAAUUAGAUAUGAAUGAUAAAAAAUGUUUCUGGAAUCCAUCUGUUAAGACAUGUGUUGAUUUAGCUUGUGCCAAUAUAGAAAUAUCAAAUUUAUAUAACACUCAUGAUAAAUGCUAUGCAGUUGAUUCAAAUUUAGGUUGUACAGUCAGAGCUCUUAAUAAAGAAGCUACUCCUGGUUGCAUGGCAAGAGGACCAUGUAGUUCAUAUACCAUUAAGGAUUAAUGCAGAACUAAUGCAAGUGGAAUAGAUUGUGUUUGGAAUACAAAUAGUAAUUUACCUGAACCUGCUUGUUAAGAUAAGUCAUGUACAACUGCACCUACUUCAACAUUAACUCAUAAUGAUUGUUUGAAUUAUUAUACUACAUCAAGUAUUAAAUGUACAGUGUAUGCUAAAGCAGGUGAUAAUGGAGCAUAACCAAUUUUAGGAGGAUGUUAAUAAACUGCAGAAUGUUCAACAUAUAUUGAUAUUGAAUAAUGCAAAAUAAAUAGUAAAGGAGAGCCAUGUGGAUGGAAUGGAAAAGAAUGUAAUGAUAAAUCUUGUUCCACUGCUCCUGCUACAUCAGAAUAUGAUGAUGAUACAAAAUGCAAAGCCUAUUUGAACAAUAAAUGUACAGUUUCAUCAGAGGGAUAAGGUUGUAUAGAUAUACCAGAGAUUUGUGAGUUAAUGAAUUAGAAUUAAUGUUAUUACAAUAGGGCUGGACAACCCUGUUAUUGGACUGGAACAGAUUGUAUUACUAGAGCUUGUGAAAAUGCUCCUGAAGAAACAGCUACAGCUGAAUAAUGCAAUAACUAUUUAUAUGGAUGUACAAUAGAUGUUAUCAAAUGCAAAAUUAAAAUUUGUGAAGAUUAUUUAUUAACAACAGAUGAACAAUGUACUUAUGCCUUAUCUACUUGUACAACAAAUGGUACUAAUUGUGUAACUAGAGGAACUUGUGUUUAAUCAUAAAAUAAAGCAGGAUGUGUUGUAUCUUCUAGUGGAUAAUCUUGUGAAUGGAUACCAGAUGUUGUAGAUUCUCAAAAUGUUGUAACUACUGCAGCAUAUUGUACAAUUAAAACUUGUAAUACUGCUCCAAUUAGUUUAGUAACAGAUGUAGAUUGUGCAAAAUAUUUUACAAAUUGUACUACAAAGAGUGGAGGUGGAUGUGUUACUAAAUCAACUUGUUCUGCUGCUUCUGUAAAUGCUGCUUGUAUAAGUGCAUUAAAUGGUACAAUAUGUGCAUGGGAUAAUACAUUAAAUAAAUGUAGAGAUAAAGAUUGUUAAGAUUUGAUAGGAACUACUCACACUAUUUGUUAAACUUAAAGAUAAGGAUGUACUGCUGGACCAAAUGGUAGAUGUGCUAGAGUUUAAAGUUGUGAAUUAACUACCCUUAGAUAAGCUUGUAUUGAAGGGACAAAUGGACCAUGUUUAUGGAUUGAGAAGUUUGUUAAUAGUGAUGGAUCAAAAGGAGCAUGUUUUACAUAUACAUCAUGCAAGAGUUUAGCUUGGAAUACUGAUGAAUCUUGUAAAUUGAUAAGCAAUUAAUGUACAACUAAUGGAACUAAUUGUAUUGGAAUUACUUUAUGUUCUGAGACAAAUAUUGAUGGUGGAUGUGUUACAGGAUAUGAUGGAUCUUGUAUUUAAUCAGUUCCAGCUUUGAAUUCAGCUGAUCCUAAAAUAUGUAAACCAUUUAAAUCAUGUGCAGAUGCUUUUUAUGCAACUCAUUAAGAUUGUUAAAUUGCUAAUAAAAAAUGUACAACUGAUGGAUCAACUGGUUGCAUUGAUUUAGGUGCAUGUUCAACAUACAAAUCUUAACCAGGAUGUUAGAUAAAUGAUAAAGGAUCUGUUGUUUAAUCUGGAGUUAUAACUUCAACAGGUGUUUGUACUUGGGAUGCCACAACAAGUACUUGUAGAGAUUAAAUUUGUUCUGAUUUGAAUGGUAUUAGUCAUGCAAUUUGUAAUUCCUAAUUAUCAACCUGUACUUCAGAUAGUAUUAAAUGUUUGCUUAAAGCAAAUUGUUCUACUUAUUCUACCUAAAUUAUUUGUUAGACAGCUGUUGGAAAUGAUGGACUUUGCUUUUGGGAGCUUGGUUCUGCUACUAAUAAUAAUACACCAAAAUGUAGAUUACUUACUUGUGCUGAUAUUCAAAAUGGAACAUCCAUUAGUGUUUGUUAAGCCGCUUUACCUUCUUGUAUUUCAAAUGGAACUGCUUGUAUUCCUAAGGGUAAAUGUUCAACUUACACAACUAAAACAGCAUGCAAUUCGGGUGGAUUAGAUGGACUUUGUGUAUUUACAUAGUCAACUUCUGCAUAAGCUAUUGUUGAUAGUGGAACUUGUACUCUAAUGAAUUCAUGUUCAUCUGCAAAUAACGAUUAAACUGCUUGUGUUGCUGCAUAAGAUAGAUGUUCAUGGACUCCUGCAACUUCUACUGUUACAAGUAAAUGUAUAAGUCAUACCUGUGGUACAUAUAAUGCUCUGAUUGGAACAUGCUCAAGAUUCUUCAACUGGGAUAAAUAAUCAUAGUAAAUAUGUUCUAUGGUUGAUGGAAUAUGUGCAGCCACUGACCCAUAAACAUUAAAAUAAAGUGAUUGUUUUAAACUUUCAGGAUAUACAUAUACAUGGAAUAGUUAAACAAACAAAUGCUAAGUUUGUACUAAGCAAGAUUAGCCAAAUAGUAGUAUCAAUAACACGAUCAAUGAUACAAACAAUAAUAAUACUAAUACAGCUAAAGGGUUAUUAUUAACAUUCAUUUUAGGCUAUCUUCUGAUUUGA
Molecule: messenger RNA, 9492 nt
Organism: Paramecium octaurelia
Lineage: Eukaryota; Ciliophora; Oligohymenophorea; Peniculida; Parameciidae
Source: the annotation of a GenBank genome assembly